Molecule: messenger RNA, 1401 nt
Organism: Blepharisma stoltei
Lineage: Eukaryota; Ciliophora; Heterotrichea; Heterotrichida; Blepharismidae
Source: the annotation of a GenBank genome assembly
AUGAUUGAAGAAAGACUUGCCGCAGAGCUUCAACGUCGUCAGCUUGACCGUGAGCGAGAAAAGCGCGAAGUCCAGCGCAUCUGUGCAGAGAGUGAAGAACUGCGAGAUCUUCGCCAAAAGCUCAGUGCGGCUUAUGUUAAUAAAGAAAGAACAGCGCAGUUACAAGAACUUCACGCAAGACGUGAAGAGGAGGUCUUGAGAGACGCCUAUAUUGAAAAAGCGAUGCUGAAAAAUGCAGAAAAUCAGCUUAAACUUCAAGCUCAGAUGGAAGAAGAAAAGAAGCGUGAAAGGCUGAAGUCAAAAGAGGUGUUACAGCAGCAAAUGAUUGAGAGAGAGCAGUUACGCCAAGAAGCUUAUAAUGAAUACCUUAAUCUGCUUGCUAGUGAGAGAAAGUUUUUUUUUUUAUUAAAAUUCUUAUGAAAAUUUUAAAUUUAAAUUAAAUAUAAUUUACUUAUAAAAUUAAAUUUAGGAUUAAAUAAAUGGCUUUAAAUUUAAUAGAGAUCUCAUUUAUUGUGGCCAUUAAUUAUUAAUCAAAAUAUUUUAAAAAUAGGUAUUUUCUUAUUAUUUUGCUUUCAAGCCAAAGGCGAAAUUAGAGAAAAGGCCCAGGUUGAUGCUUUGGUGCAAAAAUUGAUUGAUGAAGACCAAGACUCCUUAAGAAGGAUGGAAGAAAAAAAGCAGCAAGCAAUCAGAGAUAUGGAAGAAAGCGUCAGACUAAGACGAAACCAAAUUCAAGCUGCAAGAGAGCGAGAAAUGAGAGAAGCAGAAGCCCUGAGACAGUACCAGCUCGAAAAAGAAAGACGAGAAGAAGAAAUCGCCUUACUCCGAGCUAAAAAAGAAGAAGCCAGAAACGAAAUUUUUGACAGGCUGCAAGCUGAAGAAGAGCGCCGCCGUGCAGAACAAGACUACAUAGAAAAGUUGCGAAACGACUUAUACUAUGAAGAAUUCGAAUACAAUGAAAGAAUGCGUGACCAAGAAAGAGCUGAAAAAAUGAACAAGAUAAAAGAAGAACUUAUGAUUGCCAACGAGUACCAAAAGAAGCUCAAAGAAGAACAGAAAAAAGAAGACAUCAGGCUUGAAAAAGAAUUCAAAGAACAAAUGAUGAGAAAAUUCGCUGAAGAUGACAGAAUUGAGCAAAUGAACGCCCAGAAAAGGAGAAUGAAAGAGCUGGAGCACAAAAGACAAGCUGACGCCUUGUGGCAGCAGAAGCUAGAAAUGCUGCAAAGAGAAAGGGAAAGAGAAGCAGAAGAGGAAAGAAAGACAAAAGAAGAAGAAAUGAGAAAGAAAGAAAUUGUGGAAAGAGAAAGGCAAAGACUGCUUCAGGAGUACGCUCCUCAUGUGGCUGAGUUUUUGCCGAAAGGUACUUUGAGAACGCAAGACGAAAGAGUUUACUUAAGAAGAUAA